AUGCCGAAAACUUUUAUUGAUCUUCCAGUCGCACUUCGCCUGCUUAUAUUCAAGCUCGCCGUCAAAGGAGAGCGCCUACCCCGAGAUGUCGAAGUCGUCCUCAAAGACGGCCUGAUCUACCCCAAUAGGCCACCACCUGCGCUCCUCCACGUUAACCGCGAGUCUCGCUAUGUCACCCUAAAAUUCUAUAAGCCGUGGCUGCCACAAUAUGAGGGUACGGCGGCUUAUAAGCCAUGGGUCGGCGUCGAAAAUGCGUCCAGCCUAGAGAAUGUUUGCAUCGACUUAAAGCGUGAUACGCUCGUCUUAAGGGGCAGAAUCACAAGCCUCCUCCGUCUACUGGGACCCUUGGAACGGAGCCAUCUUCGCUCAGUGGCAAUUAACGUCUGGGACAUGUUUGAGAUUGCCCCGCUUGCUCGCAACCUACUCUCGCUCAAGAAUCUUGAGUACCUUCGCCUUUUUGGUGUUGAAGAUUGCGAUGGACUUGCAUACAAGGAAACGCAGCUAGCGCGAUACCUACAGAAAGAACAGGAGAAUGGCAGUAUGAAGACCAAGACUGGUGUUAAUUAUGCCCCUCCGAAAAUUUACUCUCAAGCCUCGACACCCAACCUAAUACUGCUACCGCAAACGCGCCAAUGGACAACGUACAAGUACCCGGUAGGUUAUAAGCCUCCUAACGGUGUUCGGCCGGAUUUAAUAGGAGAAGAGAGCGACUGUUUACGGCCUAUACGACCAACGAAGCGCAAGGCGGAUAGCCAAAAUGCCAGUUUGAAACGGAAAGCUCAAACCAAGUUAGAACUUGGGCAAAAAAGGCGUCGACGCAGAUCUAACCUAGGAAGGUUUAUGGCGGCGGACCCUAUCCCGACUUCCAUGGACCGAAGUUCGAAUAAAGAAGAAACCGGUAGUGUAUACCGGGCACCAGAUCUAGAUCCAAGUUCUAUUUCGCGCAGCUCCUCCGUAGAUAUUCCAGACCAGAUCCUUGCCCAGUUACAAGCGGACUUUGAUAACACAAGAACGUCAAGAGAUCCUCAACUUGCGUCCAAAGGCGGAGCAGAAUUUGAUGACGGUCAGAAAAACAAUGACGGCAACAUACUACCAGGCAUCACUCAGUCAGAAAUACAUGCCUCACCUCCUAAUAAAUCUACAGAUGGCGAAGAAGACCUCUCCGAAUAUGUGUUAGAUAAAUUCAUGGCAGAACGGCACACACCCCAAGGUCUCGAGAUCCUCGUCCAAUGGAAACACUAUCCGCUUGAGAAAGACUGGACAUGGGAGACUUCCAGUUCCUUAGCCGAGAGUGUACCUGAGAUGCUUAAGCAAUGGUAUUCCAGGGCCGCCCUCAGUGACAGUGCAAAGGAAGAAGAGAAGGUGAGUGUCAAUGUGGUGGAGGAAAUACUAUCGCGGCACACACGGAAGGGCGUCCUGUAUUAUCUUGUCAAGUGGGAGGGAUAUCCAAACGUGAAGGAUAGGACUUGGGAGCUAGCUGAGAGGUUGAAGGCUGACGUUCCAUUCCUUGUGGACGAGUUUGAACGGAAGUGGAAACGUAAAUGGAGAGCGAUGCGAUUUUCGAAGUCCAUGUGA
Molecule: messenger RNA, 1575 nt
Organism: Venustampulla echinocandica
Lineage: Eukaryota; Fungi; Ascomycota; Leotiomycetes; Helotiales; Pleuroascaceae
Exons: 1
Coding region: 1-1575 (524 amino acids)
Biological process (GO): negative regulation of transcription by RNA polymerase II; chromatin organization
Cellular component (GO): pericentric heterochromatin
Molecular function (GO): chromatin binding
Source: RefSeq, a predicted model, not a curated record